GGUUAAGGAGCCUGGGUUUCUGCACUCGGGGUUUGGGUAGAGGAGCAGAAUGGAGGCCAUUGUUCGCUUUCUGUAGGCUUUGUUUAACAGUUCUCACCCCCUCCUGUUCUUACUUUUUAAAGCAGUGAGGCGAGGUAGACAGCGUGUGUCACAGUACAGUGAAAAAGGGGAAGAUCUAAAGACCAAAAAAGAAGUUAAUCACAAGAAGGGGAGUUUGGGGGAGAAAAAGUUGCUAGUGCCGCGCGGAAAAGGAAAAAAAAAAUUAAAAAAGCACCAAAAAACCCCUCAAACUCGAGUAAAUACCCGGAGGUAAAAAUGGAGCCCCGCUCCCAGCACGCAGGGCAGCCGGCGGAGGGUUCCCCCCACCAUCCCCUCCCCGGUGCCCGCGCAGAUCCCGCGCAGGUCCCGCGCAGCGCCGCUCCCCCCGGGCCCGCUCCUCCCGCCGCCCCGCACACCUUCCCGGCGCCGCUGCACACUUUUUAAUGUACUUCUUCUGCUUUGUCCUAGAGGGAAGACUUUAACUAGUGACACGCAGAUGUGCGAGUCCCUAAAUUGUAUGAGAGGACAGUCCACCCCGCUUUCAGACUGCUAUAGGCGACCCCCGUGGGAUACCGCUCUAUCAGCCCAACAUGCAGAACACUUAUUUAUUGCUAAGAAGCCUGGGCUCUUGGAGUCAAUUUAUCAGGAGGCUCCAAAGAGAGGAGAGCGGAGAGCGCGUAGAGCAGAGCUUCUCCAGGGAGACCCUCCAAAGCCUGGAGCUUCAGGUCACAGCGGCGUGAACCAGCUCGGCGGGGUGUUCGUCAACGGGAGGCCGCUGCCCGACUCCACGCGGCAGAAGAUCGUGGAACUCGCUCACAGCGGCGCCCGGCCCUGCGACAUCUCCCGGAUCCUGCAGACCCAUGCAGAUGCAAAAGUCCAAGUGCUGGACAAUCAAAACGUGUCGAAUGGAUGUGUGAGUAAAAUUUUGGGCAGGUAUUACGAAACUGGCUCCAUCAGACCCAGGGCAAUCGGAGGUAGUAAACCGAGAGUAGCGACUCCAGAAGUUGUAAGCAAAAUAGCGCAGUAUAAACGAGAGUGCCCCUCCAUCUUUGCGUGGGAGAUUCGAGACAGAUUACUAUCAGAGGGGGUCUGUACCAACGAUAAUAUACCCAGUGUGUCGUCGAUAAACAGAGUCCUACGCAACCUGGCUAGCGAAAAGCAACAGAUGGGUGCCGACGGGAUGUACGACAAGCUAAGGAUGCUGAACGGGCAGACGGGGACCUGGGGCACCCGACCCGGCUGGUAUCCCGGCACCUCGGUACCCGGGCAGCCCACGCAAGAUGGCUGUCCGCAACAGGAGGGAGGAGGGGAAAACACUAACUCCAUCAGCUCUAAUGGAGAAGAUUCAGACGAGGCCCAAAUGAGACUCCAGCUGAAAAGGAAGCUGCAGAGAAAUAGGACAUCCUUUACCCAAGAGCAAAUCGAAGCCCUUGAGAAAGAAUUUGAGAGGACCCACUAUCCCGAUGUGUUUGCAAGAGAGAGACUAGCUGCUAAAAUAGACCUGCCUGAAGCAAGGAUACAGGUGUGGUUUUCCAACAGAAGGGCCAAAUGGAGAAGGGAAGAGAAGCUGAGGAACCAGCGAAGACAAGCCAGCAACACUCCCAGCCACAUUCCCAUCAGUAGUAGUUUCAGCACAAGCGUUUACCAGCCGAUCCCACAACCAACCACCCCCGUUUCCUCUUUCACAUCAGGUUCCAUGUUGGGCAGGACAGACACGGCGCUCACGAACACGUACAGCGCGCUGCCGCCCAUGCCCAGCUUCACCAUGGCCAACAACCUGCCUAUGCAACCCCCGGUACCCAGCCAGACCUCCUCCUACUCCUGCAUGCUGCCCACCAGUCCAUCGGUGAAUGGACGGAGCUAUGAUACAUACACCCCUCCUCACAUGCAGACACACAUGAACAGCCAGCCCAUGGGCACCUCUGGCACCACUUCCACAGGUCUCAUUUCCCCUGGAGUGUCAGUUCCAGUUCAAGUUCCUGGCAGUGAACCUGAUAUGUCUCAAUACUGGCCAAGAUUACAGUAA
This is a messenger RNA of Cinclus cinclus, 2065 nucleotides long. It is a transcript of the gene PAX6, whose product is annotated as paired box 6. Lineage: Eukaryota; Metazoa; Chordata; Aves; Passeriformes; Cinclidae. Gene Ontology annotation, biological process: regulation of transcription by RNA polymerase II; anatomical structure development. The coding region runs from base 536 to 2065 and encodes 509 amino acids. The record is from RefSeq and is a predicted model, not a curated record. The transcript has 13 exons. Gene Ontology annotation, molecular function: DNA-binding transcription factor activity, RNA polymerase II-specific; RNA polymerase II cis-regulatory region sequence-specific DNA binding.